AUGGGAGACCACAACACCUCUUCACAUCGAGACCACAGAGACAUGAGAGACCACAGCACCUCUUCACACCGAGAUCACAGAGACAUGAGAGACCACAGCACCUCUUCACACCGAGAUCACAGAGACAGAGGCCACGGCACCUCUUCACACCGAGAUCACAGAGACAGGAGAGACCACAGCACCUCUUCACAUCGAGACCACAGAGACAUGAGAGACCACAGCACCUCUUCACACCGAGAUCAUCGAGACAUGAGAGACCACAGCACCUCUUCACACCGAGAUCAUCGAGACAUGAGAGACCACAGCACCUCUUCACACCGAGAUCACAGAGACAGAGGCCACAGCACCUCUUCACACCGAGAUCACAGAGACAGAGGCCACAGCACCUCUUCACACCGAGACCACAGAGACAGGAGAGACCACAGCACAUCUUCACACCGAGACCACAGAGACAUGAGAGACCACAGCACCUCUUCACAUCGAGACCACAGAGACAUGAGAGACCACAGCACCUCUUCACAUCGAGACCACAGAGACAUGAGAGACCACAGCACCUCUUCACAUCGAGACCACAGAGACAUGAGAGACCACAGCACCUCUUCACACCGAGAUCAUCGAGACAUGAGAGACCACAGCACCUCUUCACACCGAGAUCACAGAGACAUGGGAGACCACAGCACCUCUUCACACCGAGACCACAGAGACAUGGGAGACCACAGCACCUCUUCACACCGAGACCACAGAGACAUGAGAGGCCACAGCACCUCUUCACGCCAAGAUCACAGAGACAUGAGAGACCACAGAACCUCUUCACACCGAGACCACAGAGACAUGAGAGGCCACAGCACCUCUUCACGCCAAGAUCACAGAGACGUGAGAGGCCACAGCAUCUCUUCACACCGAGAUCACAGAGACAUGAGAGACCACAGCACCUCUUCACACCGAGACCACAGAGACCACAGCACCUCUUCACACCGAGACCACAGAGACGCAGAACGAGCUUUUAGAUGA
Molecule: messenger RNA, 1011 nt
Organism: Knipowitschia caucasica
Lineage: Eukaryota; Metazoa; Chordata; Actinopteri; Gobiiformes; Gobiidae
Source: the annotation of a GenBank genome assembly